Messenger RNA from Cottoperca gobio, 6953 nucleotides. It is a transcript of the gene pcnx2, whose product is annotated as pecanex 2. The record is from RefSeq and is a predicted model, not a curated record. Gene Ontology annotation, cellular component: membrane. NCBI's taxonomy places the organism in Eukaryota, Metazoa, Chordata, Actinopteri, Perciformes, Bovichtidae.
UAGAGAGGAGAGGGAGAAGGAGAGAGACCAACAGGACAAGAUGAGGACCGCGGUAGCAUCAAUGGACGAAUCGACAUUGGAAUGGGAAAUGGCAGACGAGAGGACACCACCGAGGAAGACCGAUGAGGCAUGAGAGAGAUGGCUCAGGAGACGUGCUGUAUCGCCCCAACAUGGAGGCGUAGCGACAGUAGCAUGCAUUAGAGGAGAUCAUUUCAUUGUAGCCUAGCAGCAGCAGCAUCAUCCGUCCGUCCAACCUGAGCGGAGAGGAGGAGAUAGGAGGAGAGAUGGGCUCCCAGGUUGUGCAGACCCUGCGUCAGGGAGUCUGGGCAUCUGUGACCGGGGGCUGGUACCACGACCCGGACCAGAACAAAUUCAACAACUCCUGCCACCUCUAUCUUUGGAUAUUUCUCCUGAUGUUGCCACUGUCUCUUCAUCUGGCCCUGCCCCCUACAACCAUGGCUUUGAGCAUCUACUGCACCUCCAUCACCGUCUUCUUCAUCCUCAUCAAGCUGGCCAACUAUCGGCUGCACGUGAUGUUCGACGAGGGCGAGGGGGUGGUCCGCAGCAGCCUCUCUGAUCUCAGCAAGGCUCCGGAGAAGAAAAGUAAUGCCUCGGACUCCUGCCUACCUGCCAACAUCAGGAAGAGCAGUACAGUCCCCGACAGUGUUGCCAUGACGAUGUUGGCUCGGAAACGUACCAGUCCGGUGAUCCAGGUGACGGUUAAACAGACUGAAACCGACCCAGGACUGAUAGGGGUGGACUGUUCCAAGUCAGACGAGGGGAAGACCGUGGAAGGACAGGGUGAGAGUGCAGCAGAGGUGAGGCCUGUGGAGAGAGGCCUGCACCCAAGCCCUUCUCCAGAUGACCUCUCCAGCCCCAACCCGGACCAGGCCGCCCCCCUGCUGCAGGCCCAGCAGAGGCCCUCGUCCCGAGCUGAAAGAGAAGAGAUGCGGCCUGGAUCUGCGAGCGAGACAGGAAAAAUGGAUGCGGAAAUAAUUGAAACUGUGGCUGUGAAAGAGGGAAUGGACAUUCAGGACUCUUUGACGGGGACUGACCGAGAGCAGUCAGAGCAGGAGAGAACAACAGAGAAAGACUCGGAGCAGGACAGAAUAGAAGACUGUGAGGAUAAAGAGACUGCAGACAGGGAAACAGCUGAUGAAGGUCUGCCUCCCUCAAAGGGAAGUGAAGAUGAGAGCGAGGAGGAGAGCGAGGGGCAAAAAGAGCCCCCAGGUGCCAACAACAACUCACUGGAGACUCCCCAGGAUGAUUUCAUCGACAUCUUAGAACCUCAUGCACAGGCUGAGCCAGUGGAGGAGACAUACUGUUCUGAUGAGAUUGAAGUGGUUCUGGUAGACAACUCUGGCCCUGGGCCAACGACGGCUCGCCUGGACGACAGCGACACUGUCAAGAUCAUCAUCACCAUGAGCUGUGACCCUCAGACUGCUGCUCAGCUGGAGGAGAGCCUCAAGCAGAGCCUUCUGGAUAAUGCACAGGCUCAGAAGGAUGCAGGAGAGUGUCACAUCAAGAUUCCCGUCAUCACCUUCGACUCCCCUGAGAAGGAGAAGCAGAAGGUGGAAGAGGAAGAGGAAGAGGAAGAAGCAGCAGCUGGCUCAGAGUACGACCCCACCCCGAAACAGCAACAGACAGCCAGCCAAAGUGAAGAGUUUCACCUGUGUAGAGAAACAUCCACUUCUGAGUUCAUCACACCGGAGUGUCCAGAUCCAGACCAGGAACAUCUCGGUGUGCAGCUGACUGAUGACAGCACACCGAGCCCUCAGCUGACAAAUGAUAACAGCUCAUCAGGUAUCGAUGUCCACUCCCACCACGAUGACACGGAUCCUCUGGAUCCUAAUGUGGACUCACAAGGUUUCCUGCGCCUGCCGCCAGCUUUGUGUCGGUACGGGCCCGGGGGAAGGACUCACAUCCGUGGGAUGAGCAUGGACAGUGGGAAAGAUGCCGUGCUGCUUUCAGACCGCUCACAUAACACCGCCACCAUGACCAGUUCCAAGUCAGAUCUGGAAGCUAAGGAGGGCCAGAUUCCCAACGAAUCCAACUUCUUGGAGUUUGUUUCCUUGUUGGGGUCCCUCAGUACCAGAGGGGCAGGCGCCAGCUCCCAGGAAGACGAGUGGUCUGAACACAAAGAGGAAGCUGCAGAGGAAGGAACAUCUCAGCAAGAAGAGAAUCUGAGUGCGACUUCCGGACAAGAUGAGACGAUAACAGAGACCAACACGGACAACAAACCAGGGAGACCCAAACCACCCACCAGUCUGCAUACUGACAGACUUCAGGCUAUACCACCCACACAAAUCCCAAUAGUCUCCCCUGACAGUCCACAGACAGACAGAGAGAAGGAUCCAGACUACGACUCCCUGCCCUCACAAACCUCUCAGUCAGAGAGCUCCAUGCUGCAGGUCAUCUGCAGACCAGAGGCUACCAACAAAGAAGAUGCCUACACCUUCCAUACUGUACACAGAGACAGGCCACGCAAGCUGUACGCAGAGAGAGCUCUCAACCUGCCGCUAGGAGCGGAGCUCAUCACUGGCAACAUGUGUGACCUGCUGUCAACCUCUUCCAACUCUGAGUGUCAGGACGGCCUGGCAGGCGGUCACACUGACUGCCCUUUCCAGCGACGCAUCAUCCCUGCACACAGGCUCCGGCCACGAAGGACGCACCCUGAGAUAUUCCAGGAAGAGGACUCUUUGGACGAGUCGUCAGAGACGUCCACUCAGGAGAAACCCACCAGGAAAAUUUAUUACAAACUCAAACUGUUUCCUGGGAAGUGGAUCAACAUUUUAUACGACAGACUCACCCUGCUCGCCCUUUUCGACAGAAACCAGGAAUUUCUGGAGAAUCUAGUUGCAAUCUUCAUGGCCUUCCUGGUUUCCUUCCUGGGUUUUGUGCUCCUCAACCACGGCUGCUUCAAAGACUUCUGGGUCUUCCAGUUCUGCCUGGUCAUCGCCAGCUGCCAGUAUUCCUUACUGAAGAGUGUUCAACCAGAUGCCGCUUCACCAACACAUGGUCACAACCAGCUGGUGGCCUACAGCCGAGCAGCGUACUUCUGCAUCUUCUGUGCUCUGAUCUGGCUGCUGGAGCAGCUACUGAGGAGUAAAGACCUGCCCGUCUCCACCCUGUACGGAGUCACCAUCGGCUGUCACGACGCACUGGGAUUCUUACGAGACCUGCUAGUGGGUUUUACCUACUGCUUCCCAAUCACCUUCCUGGUGGGCCUGUUCCCUCAGAUCAACACCUUCACCAUCUACCUGCUGGAGCAGAUUGACAUGCACCUUUUUGGAGGGACAGCUGCUACGAGUCUCAUCUCUGCAGUCUACGGCAUCCUGCGCAGUCUGAUCGCUCUGUCUCUGCUCUACGGUUUCUGCUUCGGAGCUCUCAAGGAGCCGUGGGACGAGCAGCACACUCCAGCUCUCUUCUCUGGUUUCUGUGGCCUCUUGGUGGUCUUCUCCUACCACCUCAGCCGACAGAGCAGCGACCCCUCCGUACUACUAUCUCUGGUCAAAUCAAAGUUAAUGCCCGCUUUGGAAGAGAGUGAGGAAGAGGAGGAGGAAGACACGGAAAGUAAAGACCCACUGCCAGAGAAACUGCAGAGCUCUAUGAAGGAGAUCCUGCUGUCGGAUGUGGUCGUGUGCUCUGUCGCCUACAUCCUAACCUUCGCCAUCACAGCGAGUACCGUGUUCCUGUCUCUCAAGCCCUUUGUGACCAUCGUGCUUUACGCUCUGGCGGGGACGGUGGGGUUUGUAACCCACUACCUGAUCCCCCAGCUGAGGAAGCAUCACCCUUGGUUGUGGAUCUCUCAUCCGGUUCUCAAGACCAAGGAGUACCACCAGUUUGAACCCAGAGAGGACGCCGUGCUGAUGUGGUUUGAGCGACUGUACGUCGGGCUCCUGUGCUUUGAGAAGUACGUGGUGUACCCCGCCAUCGUGCUGAGCGCGCUCACUAAUGACGGCUUCGCUCUCAGUCACCGCAAGAAGCUGGGAAUCCACUGUGACGCUCUGCUGACGACGGUCGCUGGACUGAAACUCCUGCGUUCAUCCUUCUGCGACCCCAGCUUCCAGUUCCUCACCCUGCUCUUCACACUCGUCUUUUUCCACUUCGACUGUCCGCACGCCUCCGAGAGCUUCCUGCUGGACUUCUUCCUCAUGUCUAUUGUUUUCCACAAGAUGCGUGAGCUGCUGCUGAAGCUGCAUUUCAUCUUGGUUUACAUCGCUCCUUGGCAGAUCGCCUGGGGCAGCGCGUUCCAUGCCUUUGCUCAGCCGUUUGCUGUGCCUCACUCAGCCAUGCUGCUGCUGCAGACUCUGCUCACCACCGUCUUCUACACCCCUCUGGCUCCCUUCCUGGGCAGCGCCAUCUUCAUCUCCUCCUAUCCAAGACCCAUCAAGUUCUGGGAACGAAACUACAACACAAAGCGUAUCGACAACUCUAACAGCAGACUGGUGUCCCAAGUGGAUAAAGAGACGGGGUGUGACGACAGCAACCUAAACUCCAUCUUUUACGAGUACCUGACUCGCUCGCUGCAGCACUCUCUUUGUGGCGACCUUAUGCUGGGCCGAUGGGGCAACUACAGCGCCGGAGACUGUUUCAUUCUGGCUUCUGACUACCUCAACGCCCUGGUCCACCUCAUCGAGAUCGGCAACGGGUUGGUCACCUUCCAGCUGAGGGGUCUGGAGUUCAGAGGUACAUACUGCCAGCAGCGAGAGGUGGAGGCCAUCACAGAGGGCGUGGAGGAGGACGAUGCGUGCUGCUGCUGUGAGCCGGGUCACUUGCCCCACAUGCUGUCGUGCAAUGCGGCCUUCAACCUGCGCUGGCUGGCCUGGGAGGUGAUGGCCACCAAGUACCUGCUGGAGGGUUACAGCAUCAGUGAGAACAAUGCGGCCACAAUGCUACAAGUGUACGACCUCCGAAAGCUACUCAUCACCUACUACCUGAAGAGUAUUAUCUACUACCUGAUCCACUCUCCCAAACUGUCCACCUGGCUCAAAGAUGUCACCGUCCAGGACGCGCUGCUGUCCUACACCAAGUGGCACCACAUCGAGCGCGACCCUCAGGUCUUUAGUGUGAAGAUCGAUGAAGACUACGUGCACUGCCUGCAGGGGGUGACGCGGGCCAGCUUCUGCAACGUCUACCUGGAGUGGAUCCAGCACUGUGCUGGGAAGAUGGAGACGCCUGUGGACAGUGACGAAGACUCUGCUUUGGUCACUCUGUCCUACGCUCUCUCCGUCCUGGGGAGGAGAUCCCUCGGCACGGCCUCACACAACAUGUCCAACAGUCUGGAAUCAUUUCUAUACGGUUUCAACACCCUGUUUAAAGGCGACUUCCGCAUUGCCACCAAAGACGAGUGGGUUUUCGCUGAUCUUGACCUCCUGCAGAAGGUGGUGGCUCCUGCCGUCCGAAUGAGCCUUAAACUGCAUCAGGAUCACUUCACCUGCCUGGAGGAGACGGAGGAGGUCUCUAUCUUGUACGAAGCCAUCACGAACUACCGCAGCAGCCUGGUGAUCUGUCACGAGAGCGACCCCGCUUGGCGUAAGGCGGUAUUAUCCAGCCGCGACACGCUGCUCACACUGAGGCACAUGAUCGAUGACGGCACGGACGAGUAUAAGAUCAUCAUGCUGUACAAACGACACCUCAGCUUCAAGGUCAUCAAGAUCAAUAAGGAGUGUGUGCGAGGUCUGUGGGCGGGUCAGCAGCAGGAGUUGGUGUUUUUACGGAACAGAAACCCGGAACGCGGCAGCAUCCAGAACUCCAAGCAGGCGCUGAGGAACAUGGUGAACUCGUCCUGCGACCAGCCACUGGGCUACCCCAUGUAUGUGUCACCGCUAACAACAUCGUACGCAGGAACACACCGCACGCUCCGCAGCAUCGGAGGAGGCGCUUUAAGUCUGGACGCCAUUCGAUCCUGGCUCUGCUCUAAAUGGUUACGGGUGCGUAAGGACAACCUAACCAGCUGCAACAGUGGUGUGAACAUGGAGGAUGUGGACUGCGGCGCCGGUGGUUCGUCCACGCUGAGCAACAACCGCCCGUCCUCCGUCACGUCCAACAGCCUGAGCCUUUACCAGCACAGAGCCAGGACGACACACAGUCACAGACACCACACUGCAGCCAGGAGAGAGUACCGCAGCCGGUCAGUGCAGCCUCAGAGUCAGCGCCCCCCCGUCACCAGCCAAUCAGGGCCCAUUCUGGACUCAGGCUCCACCCAUGGGCUUGUCCAGCGUCUGUCCAACAGUCAGCUGUCCUUCAACACUUCCAUAGCCUCUAUAUUCUCACAGGUCCCUCGUCUCUCAGGAGCAGGUGGGAUCAGCUCACAAAUCCAGGCAGCGCAGCAUCAGCAGCGCUCCAGCCAGGUUUCCUCGUCUUCGUCCACCCUCAGCUUGCUGUUUGGGAAGCGUAGUUUCUCCAGUGGCCUGGUUAUCUCCGGGCUGUCCGCUGCUGAAGGGGGCAACACCACGGAUACGCAGUCCUCGUCCAGCGUCAACAUCGCCAUGGGGCCCUCGCACAGGUCCAGCAGCAGAGCCACACAGUGGACAUCAGAGCCAUAUGAAAGUAUAGACGCGACCUACUCCAACGCAGCCAUCACGGUGAAAGACAGCGUGCAGUCAAGUGAGCGAGGCUGCAGCCAGGGAUUAGACGAGACCCAGGAGGACUCGGCAUCUGUCUCAACAGCUCCGGAGGCAACCGAUCAAAAGACUGUCUGAGAAAGUGACAACACACACACACACACACACACACUACACACAUUCUCGUGCCCAUAUACAGAGAGGACUGUAUGACAAGUAAACACAUAAACACAAACAUACAGAUGAUUGUCUGACAGAGCACCCAUGCACACGAACCUGCCUCCUCUCCUGUCCUCAGCAUGUGGUCUCACCUUGUUGUCUGAAUGUAAACAAGUCUGAAAACAUCAUCUUGGAUCCGGUUGAUGAAAUAAAGACAUUUUUAAAUGA